This is a messenger RNA of Callorhinchus milii (elephant shark), 1788 nucleotides long. Its product is annotated as F-box only protein 5. NCBI's taxonomy places the organism in Eukaryota, Metazoa, Chordata, Chondrichthyes, Chimaeriformes, Callorhinchidae. The record is from RefSeq and is a predicted model, not a curated record. The transcript is spliced from 5 exons. Gene Ontology annotation, molecular function: protein binding. Gene Ontology annotation, cellular component: nucleus. Bases 202 to 1443 code for a protein of 413 amino acids. Gene Ontology annotation, biological process: regulation of mitotic nuclear division; negative regulation of meiotic nuclear division.
UGGGAGGUACCGGGUGAGCUGAUUGGCUGAGCGGCCGGAGGGCGGCAGCCAAUCAGGAGAUUUGGAUACGAAAUUCAAACGCUUGAGUUGGAGCGCAAUCAGUUUCUUGUGGAGAGAGAGAGAGAGACACACAGACGCAGUGCACACACUGCAGAGCACAGGCAGAUUGUGUCUGAGACGAUUUACCGCGCGGUUGUGAGUAUGAGGUACGGGUAUCGAGGCAGGCAGCAGGAGACAUGUCGGCGUGGUGGGGCCUGUCCUGUUGAGAAGCUGCCCGUUGCGUGCAGAGUGAAGAGCGAGGCCGGUCCUUGUCCUUUGCCCGCCCAGCGAUCGCCCACAUCUCCGCCCGGCAGCGAGGACCUCCUGCUGACAGCCCCGGUGCGGAGUGUCGGCGUCUCUCGCAAGCUUUCUCCCUCCCCCCUCCCCAGCAGUGAGGACACCUACACUGAGGACAGCGGCUAUUCCUCUCAGCUUCUCUUGCAUUCCUUCUGCUCUGCGGAUGAAGACUCCACUGGGGAAGAUCCUGGGGUUAAGAGCUCCCCUGAUAGACAAUCUCACAAUCGGGAGCCGAGUGGUGAAUGGUUUCCCGCUGAUCGUGAACUGCAGAGGGUGAGGGGAUGGGAUUCCGGUGUUGUCCCACCCCCCGAGAAAGACUCCGAGUCUGUCGGCCGGCACUUGCUCCCAGCGCUGGAGGUCGGCCGGGCUGUGUGCAGGAGUGUCACCAGCUCGAGGGGGAAGCUAGGCGUUGAUCAGACCUUGCUCGGACACAGAUUGCUGGCACAGAACCUGAGCGUGGAGAACCUCAUCGGCAGAAAAAUGGGUCUGGAUCAGGUGGACAUCCUCCGGGAACUCUCCCUCAGGGACCUCAAACACGUGCUGUGGAAGGUCCUGAGGUUUCUGACUGAAGAUGACGUGCUCAACUGCAGUAAGGUCAGCAGGUUGUGGAAGCGGGUUGUCGUGGAGGCCAAAAAAGCCGGGCAGAUCACCAUCAAGUCUUCUCGACGAAGAAAGGGUUCCGGUGCUGAUCAUCCCUGUGAUGUGGGCUCGCGGCGGAGCUGGACUCGGCGGGGAACGCUGCUCACGGUACAGCCGGCGGUUGGGGUUGCCGGUGAGAAGGCCAUGUCCUUCCACAGGUGCCCGGCCCGGCUCUCUGAGACCCCAGUUCCUUCCCGGCGGAGCGAGCGGUGUCAGGAGGUGGUGCGGACACUGAGGUGGGACGAGGCGGUGAGGAUGUGCCCCCAGUGUGGCCUGGCCGCCAGGUACCUCCCUCACCAGCAGAGAGCGACGUGCAGCAGCAAGACCUGUGGCUUCGACUUCUGCCAGAGAUGCUUCGGCCAAUUCCAUGGCUCCGGUGACUGUUCGUUCCGACCCCUGGGUUCCGGCGCCCGGCUCCAGCCUCUCCCCGGCUCCAGGGGCAGCAAACACAACCUGCGGCGUCUGUGACAGGCAGCGGACACACACGCGCGCGCACACCGUCUGUGACAGGCAGCUCAGGCAGAGAUAGGGGGAGAGUGACAGUGUGCGUGUGAGAGAGAGAGAGAGGGUGUGGGUAAGAGAGAGAGGGAUGGUGACUGUGUGUAUGUAAGCGAGAGUGACGGAGUGUUAGAGAGCGCGAGUGUGUGGGUGUGAGAGAGAGAGUGACAGCGAGUGAGUAAGGGAGGUGGCGUGAGUGUGUGAGAGAUAAGAGAUCAACCAAUCUCGCACCGAGUGAGAGCGAGCGACGAAUCUGAGUGAGAGGGAGAACGACAGAGUGCGAGAGUGAUAUAGAGCGAGAGAGUGUGACACGUG